Ophidiomyces ophidiicola is the source of this 2520-nucleotide messenger RNA. RefSeq lists its product as uncharacterized. Gene Ontology annotation, biological process: protein folding in endoplasmic reticulum. Bases 1 to 2520 code for a protein of 839 amino acids. NCBI's taxonomy places the organism in Eukaryota, Fungi, Ascomycota, Eurotiomycetes, Onygenales, Onygenaceae. The record is from RefSeq and is a predicted model, not a curated record. The transcript has a single exon. Gene Ontology annotation, cellular component: cytoplasm; membrane.
AUGCGUGGAUGCUGGUUGCUUUUCGAUAUAAGUGCGCUUUAUAUUUUAUUUCUUUUACCGUUGUUUGCGGCCGAACUCGAAUCCGACAAGGACUCUCAGGACGAUGGACCGUUGCCAGAGUUUCAUUUCGAUAAUGUCUGUCGCACCGCGGACCUUGUGGACACCCCGGUGGAGGAUAUAUGGCACCCAAUGUGUCUACGAACAAAGAAGGAUGAUUUGGUAGCGGAAACCGUUGAGACUACUUUGACUGUUGAACCGGUGCUAGACGUACCAAUUGCCGCGUCAUCGACACCUACUAUCGGUCCCAAACCCGACCCAGAAUUAGAUACCGAGUCGCCCCUUGAUAAUUCGAAGUUUCUGUCGUUCGAGGAUUGGAAGAAGAAGAACCUAGCUAAAGCAGGCCAGUCCGCGGAUAAUGUGCGGGGAAAUAGACAGGGCUCCGCCUCAUCGGAGAAGCGAAGACGAUCCAGGCCUGGUGAAAUUAAUAAUGCUUUGGAGUCAUUGGGUGAAGAAGGAGAGAUCGAGCUGGCUUUUGGUGACUUUACUCCCGGUAGCAGUGACGUCCCUCCUUCAGGGGGGAAGGAUGACAACGGCCCAUCCAGCACAAGUGAGGGUGAAAAAAGCCCAACGGAGAGUGCUGAGGGGGAAUCCCAGGCCGAUGGUGUGACGCGAAGAGGCCCCAAUCGCAGAAAAGAUGCUGGCACAACAUGUAAAGAGCGGUUUAACUAUGCCUCGUUUGACUGUGCUGCUACAGUGCUGAAAACGAAUAGAGAAUGUACUGGAUCUUCGUCCGUGCUUAUCGAAAAUAAGGAUAGUUACAUGCUGAACGAGUGUCGGGCCAAAGACAAAUUUGUUAUACUUGAGCUAUGCGACGAUAUCCUUGUUGACACUAUUGUUCUUGCGAACUACGAGUUUUUCAGCUCCAUAUUCCGGACAUUUAGGGUAAGUGUUUCCGAUCGAUAUCCAACGAAACCUGAUAAAUGGAAGGAGUUGGGAACCUAUGAGGCGGCAAAUACGCGAGGUGUCCAAGUUUUUGCCGUUGAAAACCCCCUUAUAUGGGCAAGGUAUUUAAGGAUCGAAUUUUUGUCACAUUAUGGGAAGGAGUUCUACUGCCCUAUAAGCUUGAUAAGAGUACACGGAACAACAAUGAUGGAAGAGUAUAAAAACGACGGAGAGACCGCCCGACCAGACGACGAGCCGACUGAAACAGCUCAGUCACAAGAGCCAUCGGCUCCAGCAACAGUUGCAGGUAGCUCCAACCAAACUCAGGAUGGCACAGAGCAUCAAAACACAUCGCUUUCCAUAGUCCAUCCUGGAGCAGCCGACUUACCUAGUGAGGGUGGACUGGGUGAUUUGUGUUUCCCUGAAAUGGAUGAGAUUGAGAAGCUCUUGUUACGGAUAAAUUUGCAUAACACGAGCUCUAUCUACGAUCCAGUUCCUGAACCUGAAUACUCUCCUGAGUCUCACGACCACACAGACAAUGAUGCUUGGGUCGCAGCUACAACGGGGACCGUUGGCUUGAAAGAGACACCAUUAUCUGACUCCGUGGCUAGUUCGGCUGGAAAUACAAGUCACCAGAAGACAGGCGUUGAGCCGCGUGGCCCUUCUACUUCACGACCACCCAAGCCAGAAAACGAAACUAUCGUGGAAAGCCAAAAACCAAGAGUGACAUCUCAACCGCCCCCGCCAAAUCCAACAACUCAAGAAUCCUUUUUCAAGUCGGUUCACAAGCGUCUGCAAAUGCUCGAGACAAAUUCAAGCCUCUCCCUCCUUUAUAUCGAGGAACAGUCACGGAUACUCCGAGAUGCGUUCAACAAGGUUGAGAAACGCCAGUUGGCAAAAACAUCAGCAUUCCUUGAAAAUAUGAAUGCAACCGUGCUUAAUGAGCUCAGAGAAUUCAGGCAACAAUAUGAUCAUAUUUGGAACUCUGUGGUUAUCGAACUCGAACAACAACGCCAGCAAUACCACCAUGAGCUGUUUGCGGUCACAACGCAGCUUGGAAUUCUUGCUGAUGAAGUAGUCUUCCAAAAGCGCAUAUCAAUCAUUCAAAGCGUCUUUGUCCUACUAUGUUUUGGCCUUGUUCUCUUUUCCCGAAGUGCGAUCGGUUCUUAUCUAGAGCUUUCAAAAAUGCAAAGCGUGGUAUCUCGAACCCAGAGCUUUCGGUCCGCAUCGCCUUCGUAUGAAACGCCUUCUGCGAGCCCAAACUCAACACGCCAAAUAUCCUCGUAUCAAAAAAGAAUUAUGCAUCAACGUCAUGCGUCUGACUACCAAGCUGACUGCGAAUUAUGUAACCCUACCUUCACUUACUCCCCCCCGCAAACGUCAGCAGGUGUACAGAGUCCGCCUGAAGAAGAAGAAAAGGAACUACACGACGUAAACCCAGAGUAUUCCCGAUCAACAACCAGUCUCGUGGUACCAGAUGAGAAUCCCAGGAUAAUGAAAAGGCAACUAAGUAGCCCUCCGGACCUUGGAACCCAGGAUGCACUGGACAGUUCUGAGGCUCCUGUUGCGCCGCCCUGA